Phytophthora nicotianae INRA-310 is the source of this 504-nucleotide messenger RNA. RefSeq lists its product as hypothetical. The transcript is spliced from 2 exons. The coding region runs from base 1 to 504 and encodes 167 amino acids. The record is from RefSeq and is a predicted model, not a curated record. NCBI's taxonomy places the organism in Eukaryota, Oomycota, Peronosporomycetes, Peronosporales, Peronosporaceae.
AUGUGCAUGAUUGAAGCUGCAACUGGAAAGGUUCCCUUUGCAUUUCUAAGUGACGACGACGUCCGCGAUAGUGUGAGGAAGGGAAACAUCCUUGCUCAACCGGAAGAGAUGAAUGAUGACGCGUGGGAACCGACCUCCGUUACAACAACUGGCUCUCGGUUUUGCUCUCAACGUGGCACCCAAGUCGGUGACAAUACACCUCCCGACACAGCACCAGACGACUCGUAUUCAACAGAAAGCGCUCGUUCCCCUCCAUCUCGACCCGAUCCGCAGGAAUCCUUGGAAAUAUCCGACGACGACGACGACGACGCAAAGAGCGGUGACAUCCCCAUUCCAGUGUUGCUUGAUUCCAUUCAGGGCGGCAAUAAUGCCAAUUGCGAGCAAGCAUUGUUCCGACUCCUCCAACUGUGUAUUGACGAAGACCCUCGCAAGAAUCUGUGUGAUCUCAAUGGAGUUCCAGUUCUGGUUGAUGCAGUCAAGACUUGCUACUCGUACUUUGGCUAG